AUUUAAUGUUAAUAGAUGUAAAUGUACUCUUUUGCCAGUGUUUAUCCACUAAAGAUAAUGACAUUUAACUAGGAUGCAAAAGUAUUUUAAUACUCGAUUAAGCGUAACAAGAGCAGUCAUCUAACAAAUGUUUAAAUUCUUAUGUAUUUGUUUUUAUUAUUUAACAGACUGAAAAGUAACAUUAUCAAAAAUUAUAAAUUUUCACGCGUCCAUCCAUGAAAGCAGCCAUUUUGAUAAAACGAAGAAAGCGUCUUCCGAGGCUGCCCGGACACGCAGCAACAAUUUCUCUUCAAGUUUCUGCAGCAUUGCUGAAUUUAGCAACGAUCGGUAUAUUUUUGUCCACUAGAGGGCGAAAAAGAGAUUAUGUUUGAAAGCUCUCUCUUCUCGUUUGGAAGCGUGCAAAAGCGAUAAGUUGGAUCUAUAAAACACAUUUAUAUUUAUUUUCUCUAGAAUUUACUCAUUUCAUUAUUUAUUUUAAAUGCAUAUUGAUCGAUUUCAAUAUACAAUGGCUAUGUCUAAAUAACUAUAACCAUUUCAUUUGUUUCCAGUAAUCAGAAUGUCAGAUGAUGAUAGUGAAGAGAUACUUGUGGAUGAAAUUGGGAAUUUAGAUAUAGAUGGUAAAAACGUUGAAAAUGUGAUGAUAGAAUCUGGUGAUCCUGAGAAAGAUGUUCUACAAGCUGCAGAAAAUAAUGAAGUGGAGGUGUUAAGAGCUUUGCUGGAAAAUGAUCCAAAUCUGGUUAAUGUUAAAGAUGAAGAUUCAUAUACUCCUUUACAUAGAGCAUGUUAUAAUAAUAAUGUAGAAGUUAUAAGGAUUCUUCUUUCAUACAAAGCAAACAUAGCAGCAAAGACAGAAGACAACUGGGAACCAUUACAUUGUGCAUGCAAGUGGGACAGCGUCGAAGCCACCUCGGUUCUCCUCCAAAAUGGUGCAAAUGUAAAUGCCACUUCCAAAGGUGGCCUAACUCCUUUACAUCUGGCUGCUUCAAAUAAUGGAGGCAGGCGUACAUUGGAAUUAUUGUUGUGGCAUCCUUACAUAGAUGCUACCAUAAAAAAUGAAGCAGGCGAGACAGCUUAUGAGAUAGCUUAUCGUAGCGGGCCUUUCUCUAAAUUAUUUGAAAUUUUAGACGAUUCUAUCAAUGUCUACUAAGUAUUUAUUUCCAUUAAGAUGUUAGAAAUUACAUUUAUUUAUUUAAAACAUAAAUUCCUUUAAACACUGAGCAAAUUUGAUUCUGAAAAUUACCAAAAUAGCCAGCAAUUCAAAUGAUGUCAAUGCUCAAACUGCUCAAAAAAUAUCAAAAUAAGAGCUACAAACUUCAACUGUAUAAUGUAAAAGGUGUACUAAAUAAGAUUUCACAAUGUUUUUAUAAAUUAUAGCUUGUACAUAUUACAUGUUUUCUUUUUAAUUUUUAUUAAAUAAGAUAUGCAUAUACAUACAUAUUAAAUUAUAUCUGCAAUUUUACAAUAAAUGU
Molecule: messenger RNA, 1469 nt
Organism: Centruroides sculpturatus (bark scorpion)
Lineage: Eukaryota; Metazoa; Arthropoda; Arachnida; Scorpiones; Buthidae
Product: ankyrin repeat domain-containing protein 49-like
Exons: 3
Coding region: 557-1147 (196 amino acids)
Molecular function (GO): protein binding
Source: RefSeq, a predicted model, not a curated record